This is a messenger RNA of Alternaria postmessia, 2163 nucleotides long. RefSeq lists its product as uncharacterized. The transcript is spliced from 5 exons. The record is from RefSeq and is a predicted model, not a curated record. Lineage: Eukaryota; Fungi; Ascomycota; Dothideomycetes; Pleosporales; Pleosporaceae. The coding region runs from base 1 to 2163 and encodes 720 amino acids.
AUGAAUCAGGAUCAACAACUCUCACAAGCCGACUUCGAAGAAUUGUUUGGAACAGCUGAUUCAGCACAGCCUGUCUUUUUGUCAAACGACAGCGACAUAUUUGAUGAGCUCGGAUUUGCAUACGAAGAAGACUGUAUUGUACCUGCUGAUUCAUCAAACCCCUCCGCAAUCUCGACCCCCAACUUCUCCGACUACGACUUCGGCCAGAACGCCGCAGUGUACCCGACCCCUGGGCCAAACUCACCACAUCCGUACCCACUAGAGCUGCAACGAGUUCAUCCAGCGAUAAUUGAUCAGCAAGACUACAAUCACCGUCCCCGUCCUACACGAUCUCAAACGAAUAAUGCCUACAACUAUCCAGCACAGCUGCCACAAUGCUACGGUCAUCGUCGUCGAUCGUUGAGUACUAGCGACGCGAAUCGAAUCGCUGCAAGUAAUAGCAUCAACAACCCAACUUUCAUUCGCCUUCAAGCACCACGCGCGAGAUCGAGUACACCAGAAGACAGGAGAAGGAAUGGUCUAUACUACCGGCAUGGAAGGAGUGCAAGUCAAGGUCCCGCGCAAGGAGACAGACCAACGAACCCGACAAGUACACCAUACCAUAUCUACAGUGACUCGUUGGUAGGUGGCCUGUUACCAACACCCAUUGGCACACCACUAAACGAGUUGGCCGACAUUGAAGAAUUGAAUUACCGCACUGGCACAACUGUUCAUACAGUCCACUCGGAAGGCCCGGUGUUUCGACACAUGAGACGCCCUGACGAAAUGGCACGAAGCAGGCGCAUCAUUGAGAUUGGCGCUCUCGUCGUUUCCAAUCGGUCCAAACUGGAUCCUAGACUUGAGCCGCUUAGUCCGACUGCGGAUCGCGCACGAAUCCUGGAGAAGCUGGGCGAUAUCGAAGAACAUCUUAGGAACAAGGAAUGUAAAGAAGCGCUCCCAGCGUCGGACAACACAGUAGAGGUCUGUUCAGAAGCGCCUGGCAAGGAGCGCCUGGAAACGCAAUGCGAUACGUACGACGAUCAUGACGACAACGAGAUCAUGGAAAUGUUGAUGAGAGAGAAUGGCGUUGCUGGACAAGACGAGCUCAGCCAUGAUGCAAAGACUCUGGAUACAUGUGUUUACAGUAUUGAUCCUCGAGUGUUCAUGGAGAGGGAAGAGUUGGCGACGGCGCUUGAGAGGUCAAACCUUGAGAGCAAGUGUGUAGCACCUCUAAUUGUGGCUUCCGCGAUCGCACGAUUCGUAGCUGCGGAAGUUGCGCCGGAGAUCACCACCGUUGCAGAAGGCUACAACGUGAUUGCCAAGCUCCCAUGUAUUGGCUGCCCGUUCCUACACCAGGACACGUCACAAGGCAGCGAUGCACCAUGGACUGAGAGGAAAGAUAAUAACGCUCUGCUGCUGAACAUCUCUCUCCCAUACGACUCAUCGCGAUUGAACAUCAACAAUGCUCCACUGCUAGCAGACUCAAAGAUUCUGCCGCGGAUAUACGUCAAUCAAGUCUUGUUGGACACGUCGAAAGACGAUGUCGAUAAGCUUGUUGAAUCCAAUCAGCUCGACAACCUUGGAGGUGCUUACUUUGGCGCUUCAUACUCCUACUCGUUACGUCGUCUCAAGGAGUCCAACGCGCUGCUAUUCUACUUCGAUGUCAUGGAGAUGUGGACUGAUCUGACCUCUCCACAUCUUACCAUCAUCAUGGACAAGGAGGAGCAGAAGGUUUUGGAAGUCGUGCUUCUACAGCGUCCCUUGCUCUCAGCUGGCGACCAUGCGAGCGCGUACGGAAUCAUCCGUGCUUCACUCGUUCCACGUAAAGAUAUCAAAAAACCGAUGAAAAUGCACAUGUGGUUCCACGACUGGGAUGCCAAUGGCAAGAAAGGCACAGCGACACAUAUGGUCAAUUCGGCUUCGUCAUCCUUUAUCGACUACAUCAGCUCUGGCAUCUGGUCUUUGUUCAUAUUUAUUCUUGCAGUCAUGGCGCUGUUCGUCAUUGUGUGUUUGUUUAUCAUCUUUGGGUGUGGAUUGCAUAAAGACGACUACGAACAGGCGCAGCAUGGCAAACGCAAAAGUGGUGGAAGGAAUGAUAUAGAGUCCGUGCGGAGGUUCAGGACACCCGAAGAGCUGGGACUCAGAGGCAGUGGAAGGGUGGUUGGAGUUGGGAAGAGCGAUUGA